UGUGAAAAACAAGGUUUAGGUUUAUGUGAGCUAAGUUAUAUAUCUGAUAUGUGGAAAAGCUCAUGUUUCCUGCAGCCUUCCCUGAUCUGACUGGGAUCUUCUGCAGGAGGACGUGAGCUUCCCUGUUUGUGAGGAAUCGCUGUCCUGACUUUGACCUCUGCUGCCGUGAAGAUAAGCUCACCGGGUCGUUUCCGUUCGCUUCCGGCAGAGUUUCCCCGUUCAGGCACGUCCGCAGUAGGUCACCAAUCUGCAUUGUUGUCACAUUUACAUCUGUGGUUCCCCGUUUCGCUAAUGUCACAGAGACUGAGCUUCCUGCGCUGACCGGACCAGGAACCCGGUCUCUGUCUGCUGCGCCUGCUCAGGUACGACCAGAUGGACAAUAAACUUGGUUUCCAUGACAACAUCCUGAGUCGGUUGAUAAAACCAAGAGACGAACAAAGGGAUGUUCUUGUUUUAAAUGUGCUGUUGCUAGGAGACAGGCAGAGUGGGCGGAGCUCUGUGGGGAACGCUCUCAUUGGCGGAGACGAAUUUCAAACGGGAACCUGCGUUUCUGGCGUUUCCAUGACGACAGAUGUCCGGGUCCUGAGCAGGAAGUUUCCUGCGUAUUUCAGGAGGCAGGGGGCGGAGUCUGACCUCGUGCUCAGAGUUUUGGACACGCCCCCCGUGAAGCUCCGCCCACAGAGCCUGCAUGAGCUCUGCCCCGGUGGCGUUCACGUGUUGGUGGUCGUCAUAAGAGUCGAUCAGCUGAACGAAAACUCACAGCUGCUGAGCCACACAGAGAGCCUCUUCGGUCCAGACUGGCGUCGUCACGCCAUGCUCGUCUUCACACACGCUGAUCACCUGGAGAAGGCGGGGCUUCAGCCGCCUACUUUCCUCACCCAGACCUCUGAUUGGCUGAGCUCUCUGGCUGAAGAGGUUGGGGGCGGGGUUUCGUUUUUGGACAACAGCUCUGAUUGGCCAUCAAUCAGAGGCCGCCCAAUAAGAGAUCAACUGCUCCGCCUCUCAGCGAAGAACCAUCACGAAGCUCUGCAAUUUAGGUCAGACCAAUCACUCUGACACAAAUUCUGAGGACCAAAACCAUCAAUGUUAAUGUUGUUUUUAGGUCUGUAACAACAACAAAUGUAAUUAUUGCGAUAAUUGAUAAUAUUGUUAUUUUAAAGACCAUUUUAGAGUAGUAUUUUGAAAGACCAAUAAACUUUAAUUUUGU
Messenger RNA from Poecilia latipinna (sailfin molly), 1207 nucleotides. Its product is annotated as GTPase IMAP family member GIMD1. Bases 373 to 1056 code for a protein of 227 amino acids. The transcript is spliced from 5 exons. The record is from RefSeq and is a predicted model, not a curated record. NCBI's taxonomy places the organism in Eukaryota, Metazoa, Chordata, Actinopteri, Cyprinodontiformes, Poeciliidae. Gene Ontology annotation, molecular function: GTP binding.